AGGGCGCGAUAUAAUGAACUGUCAGCAGGCAAUAUGCCUGACAGUUUGACACAUCUUUGUAUUUUGUAAAUUGUAACGAUACCAAAGUUUCCGGCUUUUGAAUGUGACCAAAGUUUAAUGUAUUUGUAAGUGAAAGCAUGUUAGCGUUAAGCGUAGUGUUAUUGUGGUGGUGCGGUGUGUGGAGUGCGUGCGGUGUGUGUAACGCUGCGCCAGCCGAGCUGGGCGAACUUGCGCCGUUUGCGGCGGCGCGCGCCUACGACGUGGAAGGCACAGUGCUGCUGAAUGAGGCGGCUGCCACCGACCGCGAGGUGGGCUACAAGCUGCGCGCCGUGCUGCACGUCGCGCCCAUCGGCAGCGCGCCGCCGCACCAACAUUUUCUGCGGUUUCACCUCAUUAAGCCUAAAUUGUACCUGAGAGGGAAGCAUAGAAAUGCUGAGUUCCUGCCACAUAACUCGGUGCUAGAUUCAUACAGUGAGUCUACAUUCUACGCUCACUGGAAGAGUGGUGUCAUACAAACUGCAUAUUUGGAUCCUGAUGACUUGUUGGAUCUGUUAAAUUUUAAGAAGUCACUUCUCAGCGUAUUUCAGUUUCAGAUUAUAGAUGGGGAAUACAAUGAAACUGACAUAUCAGGCGAGUGCAAAGUGCUAUACGAAAGUGUGUCCGAAAAGGUGUUCAGGAAAAUAAAGAGCCAGUGCGGCGCGGAGGCGGCGGCGCCCGGCGCGCGCUACCGGCGCGUGUCGCGCUACACGCUCAGCGGCGCGCUGGACGCGCUGCACGCGCUGCACGCCGAGGAGGUGGUGGAGCCGCGCGCCGACCGCCCCGGCCUCAAGGCGCGCUCGUGGCUGGAGCUGCGGCUGCAGCCGGCCGCGCCCGCCGCGCCCCCCGCCUACAGCUCGCUAGACGACGCGCUGCAAGCGCUUCCGCCCGGCCUGAAGCCGCUGCCGCUAACUAUGACGCCGACGCAAGCGGCCGACUGGGACGACUACGACUCGCUGGAGACGGCGCUGCGCGAGAACCUCGCGGCGCUGCGGGGCGCGGAGGCGGGCGCGGGGGGCGGCGCCGACUCGGCGCGCGCCGCGCUGCGCCUCGUGACGGCACUGCGCGCCGCGCCUGCGCACAGCCUGCGCCGUCUGCUGCUCCACGACGACCACCAUCCGCUGCUGGCGGGGCUGUGCCGCGCGCUCGGGCUGGCGGGCACGCGCGCCGCGCUCGCCGCCGCCGCCGACGUGCUGCAGCUGCGCGCCGCCGACCCGCUGCAGGCGCUCGCGCGCGCCUUCCUCGAGGCCUUCGCGCUCUCCGACCGCCCGCAGGAGGAAGCGGUGUUGGAGGUGUUGAAGCUUGGUGAGGAGGGUCGGUCGCCGGCCGUCGCCGAGAGCGCGCUGCUCGCCGGCGCCGCCGCCGCGCGCGCCUGCGGUGCGGCCGUGUCCGACGCCGCGCGGGACUCGCUCGCCAAGAGCCUGGCGCGCUGCAAGAACGAUGAAAGUCGAAAGGUGCGGUUAAUCGCUCUGGGUAAUUUGCGGCGCGCCGACACUGCCGAACUGUUGCUGCAGCACGCGACGCGCGCGGACGCGACCGCCCCAGUGCGACUCGCGGCGCUCGACGCGCUGGCCGCCGCGCCGCGCCGCUCGCUCGAGCGGCUCGAGCGGCUCGGCGACCUCGCGCUCGACGACCGCGCGCCGCUCGAGGUGCGCGCCGCCGCGCUCGACCUGCACGUCACGCGCCUCGCGCCCGCGCCCUUGCCGCUCGUGCGAGUGGCGCGAGCGCUGCACCGCGCCGGCCCGCACGAGCUGCGACGCUUGUUCUGGCAACGGCUGUACGCACUCGCCGAUGAAUACGCCUCCGUGCGCGAUAUCAUCCCGAGGUUGGACCGUGAAUUGCUCGGUUGGAACGGACAGGCGCACGCGGGAACAUCGUCGGUGUUGGUGCGCGAGCCGGGAUGGACGAUGGGCGGGUGGCGUGCGGCACUGGAGUCGGUGCAAGUGGCGCGCGCGAGCUACUGCGGCGCGGCGCCGUGGUGCUGCGCGCGCAGGCGCGCGCGCGCGAGUGCGGCACAGGGUGCGUCGGGCGCGGACGCCGCGUACGCCGCGCUCGAGGCGCUCGCCGGGCGCGACGCGCUCGCCGCGCUCGACCUGUUGUCGGUAGAGGUGUGGACGCGCGGACUGGAAGCCAUCGCGGGUGGCGGCGAUAAUGACGCCGAACCGGAGGAUACAGCGGGAGGUCUCGCGUUGGCGGUCGCCGGUACGCGUAUGCGUGACAUCUCACUGUUUAAUGGGCAGGCUGAGUUAGUAGGGCACGUGUGGGCCGGCACGGCAAGUUCUCCGACGCCCGCGUUGCGUGCUUUGGUUCCGGCGCGUGCAGUGGAGGGCCAAGCGCCUCUCAUGCUGGGCGCGGUGCUGCAAUACCGGUGGCGCGGCGCGCUGGCGUUGGCGCUGGACGCGCACGCGCAGGUGUCACUGUGGUGGCGCACGGCGCGCUGUGAGCUCGAGCUGCGAGCUGCCGCCGCUGCACUCGAGGAGGCCGCGCUGCACACCGCCUGGGGCCGCGUGCACGCGCACGCGUUGCAGGAGACCGAGCCCACGCUGCGCAUCGCCGCCGAUCUCGACUUCUACGACAAGAUCGCGCUGUGCGUGCGCGCCUCCACAGAAGAGCACGAAUUGAGGAGCAACGUGACGCUGUGGAGCUCUGCGGGCGCGCGGCGGGCGCGCGUGCGGCGCGAGCGCGGCUGGGCGGUGCGCGCGCCGGGCCGCACGCUGUCGCUCGGCGCGCUGUCGGACCGCGCGUGCGGCGCGCUGCGCACGGCCGACGCGCCCGCCGACACCGACACCGACGCGACCUGAGGCCACCACGAAACUUCACAUUCAUUCGCAACUUUACGUCUAUGAUCUGAUUGCUGUAAAUUAUAUUAUUAUGCUAUUUUUGUUACAUCAUUUUAUAAUAAAUAAAACGUAAUAUACCCACUUUA
This is a messenger RNA of Manduca sexta (tobacco hornworm), 2962 nucleotides long. RefSeq names its product microsomal triglyceride transfer protein large subunit. Gene Ontology annotation, cellular component: basolateral plasma membrane; endoplasmic reticulum; Golgi apparatus. The transcript is spliced from 12 exons. Gene Ontology annotation, biological process: lipoprotein metabolic process; lipid transport. Lineage: Eukaryota; Metazoa; Arthropoda; Insecta; Lepidoptera; Sphingidae. Bases 138 to 2837 code for a protein of 899 amino acids. The record is from RefSeq and is a predicted model, not a curated record.